Molecule: messenger RNA, 978 nt
Organism: Rotaria socialis
Lineage: Eukaryota; Metazoa; Rotifera; Eurotatoria; Philodinida; Philodinidae
Source: the annotation of a GenBank genome assembly
AUGGUAUAUAAUCAAAUAGUUGACUACAUUUCAACAUCGCUUGAACAAUCGAAUUUCGAUUUAAUCUAUUUGGCAUGGCUAUGGGCUCUAUUUAAGCCACUUUGCUUCUUAUUAUUAACAUUAUUUCUUUUACCGUCCACAAUACUUUUAUUUGUAUAUGGCUCAUCACUAUUCUGUUUGGUUUACAAACAUUGGAAUCGGUUAAAAACUGCAUACUCGAAUGAUAUUUGGAAUGGGGCAGUGAAAACUUUGGCUAUCCUAUGGGAAUUACAAGCAACUAUAUGGCAUGGUUACGAAGUUGAAGGACUAGAAAAUAUUCCCACAAAAGGACCAGUGCUUAUUGUUUUCUAUCACGCAGCAUUGCCAAUUGAUUUCUAUUAUUUAUUUGCUAAAGUAUGGCUUUAUCGUAAUCGACGUGUACGUGUUGUUGCUGAUAAAUUUGUAUUUAAAAUACCCGGCCUAGGAACUCUUAUUGAAGCAUUAGAAAUUCAACCGUCAACAUCAGCCGUAUGCAAGUCAAUGCUUGACGAAGGUCAUGUGCUUGCUAUUUCACCUGGUGGUGUACGAGAAGCACUUUUCAGUGAUCAUAAUUAUAGAUUAAUAUGGAAACAAAGGCGCGGCUUUGCUAAAAUUGCCAUUGAAUCUCAAGCUACCAUUAUUCCAAUGUUUACCAAGAAUUGUCGAGAAGCUGUACGUUCUAUGAAGUUUGGUCGUCGUUUUCUAAGAUAUAUUUAUGAAAAAACUCGAUUACCAAUUGUUCCACUAUACGGAAUGUUCCCAGUUAAAAUGAUUACUUAUCUUGGAAAACCUAUUCCAUAUGAUCCCGACAUAACAGCAGAAGUUCUUGCUGGUCAAGUUAAAAAAGAAAUCGAACUAUUGAUAGAAAAUCAUCAGCGUCGUCCCGGUAGCAUAACACAAGCUAUUUUGGAACGACUAAGUUGCUUUUCAAAGAAACGAACGGAAACAAAGAAGGAGUAA